Molecule: messenger RNA, 702 nt
Organism: Mytilus trossulus (common blue mussel)
Lineage: Eukaryota; Metazoa; Mollusca; Bivalvia; Mytilida; Mytilidae
Exons: 6
Coding region: 56-586 (176 amino acids)
Source: RefSeq, a predicted model, not a curated record
UAUUACAUAAUACGUGUCAAUAUUGAGACAUUUGCACUUACUUUCCACGAGAAGAAUGAGUCUAUUGUUACCAAUAUUGUUUGUUUCUUGUCACGGAUUGCUGUUAGAUCCACCAGCAUCAGCAGGCAGUGGGUUUUGUUCUUAUCCCUGCAAACUACAAGAUAACCUCUUUUAUAAUGAAGCUGCAAACGACACGGUUAUUACUCCAAACCCGUAUACACUGGAAUUAUCAACACAGCAAAAUAAUAAGAUAAUUUGCUUUGAGAGAUCUGGAUCUUUCAUUGUAAACAGACGAGGGGCCAAUAAUGACACAUAUAGAUGUAUAAAGAUCAUUGAUGUAUGCGACGAUGCAAUAGUAGUGAUACAGACAAAACUUUUUACAAUGACGACUCCGCCAAAACUUUGUGAGAUCUGUACACCCGACAAGCUGACAUCACAACCUGAACUAUGGGUUUCGAUGAGUAAAACAUUACUAAAAUGCAACGUGCCAUCUACAUGUUCUAAAACUAGUGGCACUGACUGGAGAUGCACUGGGUCAGAGAGUAAUACUCCAGAUAACGGUCAAAGUUGUAAAACACAUGGCUAGCAAUGACACAGAAAUGGUAUACUCACGAAGGAUGGUCGACAGAGUAUGGAAUGACACUAUAGUGACAAAAUAGAGUUUGAUAUUAUGAAAACAAUUACAUUAAAAUUAGUUCAUAA